Taeniopygia guttata (zebra finch) is the source of this 1035-nucleotide messenger RNA. Lineage: Eukaryota; Metazoa; Chordata; Aves; Passeriformes; Estrildidae. The record is from RefSeq and is a predicted model, not a curated record.
AUGGGGAGCCUCAGCUCCUUGCCAGCAGCCAGAUGGACCUGCGGGCUCCGACCCAUGGUGUCUGACUCCAUACCUCCUGAUGACGGCAUGACACGCAUUGUGGGUGGCACAAGUGCCAAGCCAGGGGCCUGGCCCUGGAUUGUCAGCAUCCAGCACCCCUGGUUACCAGGUGCAAACCAUUGGUGUGGAGGAUCCCUCAUCACUGCAGAUUGGGUCCUCACAGCAGCCCACUGCUUUGACAGCAUCAAGAAAAUUAGCAUCCUGAACGUGGUGAUUGGGGCCACCCAGUUGACUCAGCCUGGUGCUGGGGCAGAGGUACGCAAGAUUAAGAAGCUUCAUCGUCAUGAAAACUAUAAGAGAAGUGAUAUAAGUAAUGAUAUUGCCUUGCUGGAACUGAAUGAGCCUGUCCAGUGCAGUUCUUACAUCCAGCUGGCCUGUGUGGCUGAGCCCACCCUAAGAGUCUCCGAGCUCAUCAACUGCUGGAUUGCUGGCUGGGGUGCCACCACAGAAGGAGAUGAAGACUCAAGUGAUCACCUCCAGGAGGCCAAGGUCCAGCUCAUUGAUGUCCAGCUCUGCAACAGCAGUGACUGGUACGCAGGGGAAGUCCAUCCUUACAACUUGUGUGCUGGAUACCCACAGGGCCUCAUCGACACCUGCCAGGGUGACAGCGGUGGUCCUCUCAUGUGCCAAGACAAGAAUGCAGACUCCUGGUGGGUUGUUGGAGUGACCAGCUGGGGAAGAGGCUGCGCCAGAGCAAAGCUGCCCGGAAUCUACACCUCCACUCAGUACUUCUAUGACUGGAUUCUGGCCCAGAUGGGGCUGAGCCCAUUUGGAAGUGCUUCCUGAGCAGCAGGGUGGGCAGAAUCCAGGGCAUGCUGCAGUGCACAGCAAUGGUUUUCUGCUGGAGCAAUGCCUACUGAUCCAAAGGCAGCCUCAGGGUGAAAAUUUUGCCCUGACCACACUCCUCUCCUGUGUGCAUGCAGACCUUGGAGAUUGCUUAGGUGUUGAAGUAAAGUUGUCUAUGGUCACAGGGAA